Molecule: messenger RNA, 1304 nt
Organism: Sphaerodactylus townsendi
Lineage: Eukaryota; Metazoa; Chordata; Lepidosauria; Squamata; Sphaerodactylidae
Gene: ECI1
Product: enoyl-CoA delta isomerase 1
Exons: 6
Coding region: 194-1084 (296 amino acids)
Biological process (GO): fatty acid beta-oxidation
Cellular component (GO): mitochondrion
Molecular function (GO): enoyl-CoA hydratase activity
Source: RefSeq, a predicted model, not a curated record
CUCCCUGAAAGAGGCGGCCGGCCCAGUGGGGUUCUCUCGCCCCCCGCCGCCCCCAAGAAGGAGCCGCCCGGUCUGCAAGGCCAACACUGCGAGCGCUCCUCGAGAGUAGCGCGCGGUCCUUGCGCAAGAGGCAGGACAGGGGCGGGUCUCGGCCUUCCUCCUCCUCCUGCUGCUCCCGGCGCUCCCCGUGAAGAUGGCGGGCAGGGCGGCCUGGGCCUGCCGAGCUUGGCGGCCGCCCCUCCGUCGGCGCCUGGACGGGCCCCCCCGGGCUCUGGCGGGCGCGCCUCCGCGGCGGCUCUUCAGCGGCCCCGCCGUCCAGGUGGAGCUGCAGGAGGGCGCAGGGGUGGCAGUGAUGAAGCUGAAGAGCCCUCCCGUGAACAGCCUCAGCCUGGAGCUGCUCACAGAGUUCACCAUCAGCCUGGAGAAGCUGGAGAAUGACAAGGCCUGUCGAGGCGUCAUCCUGACCUCGGCUGUCCCCCACAUCUUCUCGGCCGGGCUGGACAUCACUGAGAUGCACGGCAAGAGCCCGGAGCAUUAUGCGGAGUUCUGGAAGGCCGUGCAGGAGAUGUGGCUGAAGCUGUACAAGUCCAGUCUGGUGACGGUUGCUGCAAUCAACGGUUCCAGCCCUGCCGGUGGCUGUCUCAUGGCGCUCUCGUGCGAUUACAGGAUCAUGGCCGAGAAUCCCAAAUACAGCAUUGGUCUGAAUGAGACGCAGCUGGGAAUUGUUGCGCCUUUCUGGUUCAAAGACGCGCUGGUGAGCACCAUUGGCCACAGGGCUGCAGAGCAAUCCCUGCAGCUCGGGCUCCUCUACCCUGCCUCGGACGCCCUCAAAGUUGGCCUGGUGGAUCAGUUGGUGCCUGAAGAGAGGCUCCAGAGUGCAGCGACGCAGGUGAUGGCUCAGUGGUUGGCCACUCCAGAUCACGCCCGCCAGAUUACCAAGUCCAUGAUGCGGAAGGAAGUAGUGGAUCGCCUGCUGAAGCAUCGGGACGCCGACAUCCAGAACUUUGUCCAGUUCAUCUCCAGGGACUCCAUCCAGAAGUCCCUCCAGAUGUACAUUGAGAGGCUGAAGCAGAGGAAAACCUAAGCUAAGCCAGGAGCUGGGUGGGGGUGGGGGGUGGGGCAGCUGGCGACGGAUGGCCCAGAAACCUCAGUGCCUCUUUCUGAGCCAAGUGCCUUUGCCGAGGACUUUGGAUCCCAGGUUGGAGGCAGGUCAGGCCUCCAUGUGCCAGGCAGGAAUUUGUCUCCUUUGAACGGGUUAGUUUUACAGAAUGUGAACUGCCGAUAAACAACUUUUUGAACCAGGA